CGCCGUGCGAGUCACGCAAUCCGCUUCCGGACUUGGCUCUUUUACAUCGCUGACAACUCGGCAACAUGUCGCUCGUCAUUCCAGAGAAGUUCCAGCACAUUCUUCGUGUCAUGGGCACGAACAUUGACGGUAAUAGGAAAGUCAUGUUUGCCAUGACCGCAAUCAAGGGUGUUGGUCGUCGUUAUGCCAACAUAGUUCUCAAGAAGGCUGACAUCGAUCUGGACAAACGUGCCGGAGAAUGCUCAGAAGAAGAGGUUGAAAAAAUCGUGACCAUCAUGGCCAAUCCCAGGCAGUACAAAAUCCCUGACUGGUUCCUCAACAGACAAAAGGAUAUUGUCGAUGGAAAAUACUCGCAGUUGACGAGUUCGAAUUUGGACUCGAAACUUCGUGAAGAUCUUGAAAGGAUGAAGAAGAUCCGCGCUCACAGAGGUCUUCGUCACUACUGGGGUCUGCGUGUGAGAGGUCAGCACACCAAGACCACCGGACGUCGUGGACGUACCGUUGGUGUGUCUAAGAAGAAGUAAAUUUUUGUUCUUCUUUGUAUUAUCAAUAAAAUAUGAAUAAGAAAAUCGAAA
This is a messenger RNA of Venturia canescens, 575 nucleotides long. It is a transcript of the gene RpS18, whose product is annotated as ribosomal protein S18. Gene Ontology annotation, cellular component: ribosome; cytosol; small ribosomal subunit. The transcript has 4 exons. Gene Ontology annotation, biological process: translation. Lineage: Eukaryota; Metazoa; Arthropoda; Insecta; Hymenoptera; Ichneumonidae. Bases 66 to 524 code for a protein of 152 amino acids. The record is from RefSeq and is a predicted model, not a curated record. Gene Ontology annotation, molecular function: structural constituent of ribosome; RNA binding.